CGAUUUCUUACUAUUGUAACUCUCGUUAUUCCACCUCGUUCCAUUUGCGGAAAUAACUUGUUCGACCAGUGAUUGUGUUUUUAGUCGGCAUAUUCCAGGAUAACGUUCGAAUUUUACCCAUCCUAAUUGGAAACGAACUCUGUACGAAGGUUGGACAAACAAAAUCCCGUUAGUCACGAUUAAUUUGCCUAAAGCAUCAAAUAAAUUAAAAGUUAAUGAACGCGGGACGUUUUCAUAAAAGAACCCUGGAAACCACGCAAACGAGUAUGAAGACUUUUGCAGCCUUAUUUGCUGUCGUUCUCGUAACCCUACACCAUGUAAAUGCCUGGGGUGGACUUUUUAACAGGUUCUCUCCUGAAAUGUUGGCUAAUAUGGGAUAUGGUGGACAUGGAGGUGGAGGCAUUAUGAGAGAGAGAGACGAAACUAAUUUUCUAGACGAGUAUGUUAACGAAGGAGAAGAUCCCUGCUAUGGCAGAAUUUGCAAUUCUAACGAACAUUGUUGUCCUGGGUAUAUUUGUGUUGAUGUUGAUGGCGUCAUGGGAUCUUGUAUGAUUAUGUAUGGUCGACGUGUUGGCGAACUAUGCCGAAGGGACUCUGAUUGUGAAUCGGGACUCGUUUGUGCCGAAUCCGACUCGGGGCCUAACGCUAGGGUGUGCAGACCUCCAGUAUACCAGGACAAACAAUACUCUGAACCUUGCCAUAUGUCUACGGAAUGCGAUAUUUCCAGGGGAUUGUGCUGUCAGCUACAAAGGCGUCAUCGACAGGCGCCUCGAAAAGCUUGCUCGUAUUUCAAGGACCCUCUAGUCUGCAUAGGACCAGUAGCAACUGACCAAAUCAAAAACACGGUGGAACACACGGCCGGAGAGAAACGCAUCACAGGAUUAACCUACAAGAGGCCCAUGAUGCACUAAAUCAGUUCACUAUAAUAUGGUAUAAUUUUAGCUCUAAGCAAACUUAAAUCUUUAGGUUAAUAAAAAAUAAUCCUCUAAACAUAUCUAACGAGAUCAAUACAUAUAAAUGUUUUUCCUUCUCGGUGUUCAAAGUGAAUCAAGUGAACCAGGGAGAUCUGCUGGAAUAUUUCAGGUAUUAUCCAGAAAUACUUUAACAGAUUUCCUGAUGAUUAGUAAUUUUAAGAGAUUUAAGGCAGGUUAACACUAGAAACUUGUCUUAAAUCACCAACUUAACUGAUAGUUACAAAGUGUAUAUGUUUCAAAUCUUAUAUUAACACCUAUUAUACGAACCUAUUUAAUGGCUGAGGCAAUUAUACUAAUUAUACUAAGAUUUAUCCAGGCCUACUUAAUUGGCUUAACUUUUUAGGGUUAUAAAACAUAUCUUAUAGGUUAACUGUUCUACCCUGUGUUUCAAAGAAACUUAAUUUUAGUUAUUAUCACCCACUGUAACAGUAGUCCUUUUAGAAAGAUUUUUUUGUUUCACAGGGUAUAACUAGAUCUACUUAUUAACAAUAUUAUUCUUGAAAAAUACCGUCUUGCUGUGAUGUAAACUAUGCGCUUACGAAAGAACAAAAAAGAACAUUCCGCAUCAGUGCAACCCGGGCAGAAACCAGUGUGCUAGACAAGGACAAGGAGAUGAUUCACUUAACCUUGUCCUGCAGUUUAUUUUCUAUACAGAAUGAAAAAUAAGGGAGAUAUUCUGGAAUAGUUCUUUUUUUGUAGGGAAAUGACUGUAUUUUUGAAUAUGGGGCGCAUUUUUUAGGUGGAUAGAACGCCCCACUUUCCACGCGAAGGGGGGCGUUUAUAUUUAAAUACAUAUCAUACGAUACAUAUCAAAUUAAAGAAUAUUAUAAUAUUAUUAACUUUAGGGUUAGUUCCAGUCUAUUGAUGUUAUAUUAUUGUAAACAGUUAUAUAUAUAUAAUAAAUGUCUACAGCAAGUAAUGUCAUAA
Messenger RNA from Anthonomus grandis grandis, 1901 nucleotides. Its product is annotated as ITG-like peptide. Lineage: Eukaryota; Metazoa; Arthropoda; Insecta; Coleoptera; Curculionidae. The transcript is spliced from 6 exons. The record is from RefSeq and is a predicted model, not a curated record. The coding region runs from base 216 to 911 and encodes 231 amino acids.